Messenger RNA from Echinostoma caproni, 1734 nucleotides. The record is from the annotation of a GenBank genome assembly. Lineage: Eukaryota; Metazoa; Platyhelminthes; Trematoda; Plagiorchiida; Echinostomatidae.
AUGCCUCAACGAAAGGGAUUGGUGGCUCCACAGAACACAUUUUUGGACACCAUUGCCACUAGAUUUGAUGGAACACACAGUAACUUUGUACUGGGCAAUGCUCAAGUAAAUGAACAUCCAAUCGUCUAUUGUUCGGACGGUCUGAUUGAACUAACCGGGUACAACCGCUCGCAGAUCAUGUCCCGAUGCUGUUCGUGCAGUUUUCUUUGGGGUGAUCAGACCACUGAAGAAGCCCGGCAGCUCAUAACGGAUGCGCUCGAGAAGAAGACAAAGUUGCAAAUCGAGGUAUAUUUUCACAAAAAGAAUGGUUACGCUUUCCUCUGUCUCAUGGACAUCGUUCCGAUCAAAAACGACAAAGAUCAAGUCGUUUUAUUUCUGGUCUCUCACAAAGAUAUCACCCACGAGCGUCAAAAGAAAGGCCCUUCUUGCUCAAAUGUAUCAGCGCACAAUUGUCCCCACAAAAUAUUCCGAAAUCAUGCAACCAAAGUUGGACAUCCAACAACUCCCGGUCUGACUAAGCCAAGCAGUUUCCUUAGCGCCGGUUUAGCGACCACUAUCACUGCAGCAGCGCUGGGGACCACUGCGUUUCGUAAAAACAAGUUGUUGGAUUAUUUGCACGCAAACCAAAUACAAAUUGCACAAGUCUGUCCCCCCAGACCCAUUCCCGUGCGCUGUCCGGCAUCACCUAUUCACACAGACGACCCAAAUGAGAAUCAUCUGCCCACGCGAGUAUCAAGACGAUCUCAUCCGCGGUCCUCGUUGAGUAAAACGGAUGAUAGUGUUCCCCUGACCGGGGAAAGUCCCAGAUCCUCGCGUCAUAGCUCCCUAACGGAACGAGAUUCGCUAACUUCCAUCAAAGAUCUGCAUACAUGUGAAAAGGGUGAAGCUGAUGAUGAUGAUCGUUUGAGUAGGAGUGACCAAAACGCGGCGAACCAAACCCUGUUGGUUAGCGAUAGUGAAGAACAGUCGGAAAACACAUCCGAAUCGGACAGUAGCGAUGACCCUAGCACCGUAUACAAAUUUCAGCGUCGACGCAGUCGGGCCGUUCUGUAUCAACUUUCCGGGAGAUUUGACCAAAAGUCCAAACGAAAAACACCUCUGAAGCGGUUUCAGCGAAUCUCCGGCAAAGAGGCAAUUCCCGAGUACAAAGUUCAAGAUGUUCAGGCAUCACGCUUCAUUCUGCUGCAUUACAGUCUAUUCAAAAUUGUCUGGGACUGGAUGAUUCUCAUCUGCACUUUCUACAUUGCAAUCAUGGUCCCGUACAAUGCGGCUUUCUCGCUGGAUACAGAUGGCAAAGAUUUGCUAAUUUGUGAUAUCAUUGUCGAGCUACUGUUCAUCAUCGAUAUUAUUUUGAACUUUGUGACCACAUUUGUGAGCAAAAGCGGUCAAGUGGUCUAUCAUACUCGCGCUAUCGCCAUCAAUUAUUUGCGAGGCUGGUUCUUCCUCGACUUGGUUGCCGCGAUCCCGUUCGAUGUGAUUUUGGCAGUACAUAAUCGUGAUAUAAACGGAUCUAUCGGUGGUGUGGGUAGCUGGAUACAACUGCUCAAACUGGCCCGACUGCUACGAUUGGCUCGGCUGUUUCAGAAAAUCGAACGCUAUUCACAGUACAGCACGGUGAUUCUGGGCCUGUUGAUGUGCAUGUUCUUUCUCAUCGCGCACUGGUUCGCCUGUGGCUGGUUUUGGAUUGGCUGGGCAGACUACGAAUCAUCCAAAACUCGGGAAUACACCACCUAG